AUGGACGCGAUUGAAGAGACACGGAUUGAAAAUGGCUCGUCGCCGGCUGCAGAAGUUGAGACAGACCUCAAACAGAAGGGCGUCAUGUCCGGCGGGAAAAUUAUGGUUGCUGGGGGGCCGGGGCGCAAGUCCAAGGCUUGUCUCGAGUGCAAGAAGUUGAAGAUGAAAUGCGAGGUGUUUCCAGGGGACCGCAAAUGUCGACAAUGCCUGCGGAGAAAGGCGCAUUGCAUCUUUCGGCCUGCAUCAUAUGCAGUGCAGAUAGAUGGCGACGGAGCAGCCACUGGUAUCACUGACAGAUACGAGCAGAAGAUGGACUCCAUGACAGAGGAAAUGAAGCGCAUGAGAGAAAGCUUAGAUGCUCUACUUGCCUUCAAGCAAUCACAUUCGACAUCUCCGGAUGGCGGCCACCCCGUCCACAUUCCCCUUACCAGUACGCCGUUGAGCACGACAAGUCCGGCUGGGCUUUCAACUCGAGAGGACAAUACCCAAAUGGCCAUGACGAGAGAGAAUUCCCUCGAACCAGCUCCCAAUGGCGAUCACCGGGACGGGGCUGUCACUGUGGAGGAGCCGAUGGGAAGCCUCUACGAAGUGACCCGGCUGAGGAAUAUUCGCAGUAACAAGGCUAAAACCGCAAGACCACACGCAGGCGCGCAAGGGGAGUUGAACGAUUUCAUCUCGCGGGGCGUGAUAUCCGAAUACGAAGCGGAAGAGUUGUACAGAACGUGCGGACGUCGAUCCCCUGCGAGGAAAAAGUCCAGUGCUGAUUUGAUCAGAUUCCACACCUCGUUAAAUCACUAUCUCUGGGUCGGUCUGGAGCAAACACAUCCGUCAUUCAACUCGAUCCGCAAAUCAUCAGAACUAUUGACGGCAACGAUCCUCGCCGUCACGGCGUUACACCUUCCAACAAGUGCCGACACAUUCGACAAGUGCUAUAAAGAGUUUCUGUCACUGAUAUCCUCGUCCAUGUUCUCCCGGUACCACAGUAUAGACGACGUCCGGGGUCUUUGCAUCGCUGCAUUUUGGCUAUCAGACGUCUCGUGGAAGUUGUCUGGGCAUGCGAUCCGCAUCGCGACAGAGCUGAAUAUCCACCAGUCGUUUACGAAAGCCCUAGAAGGCGAUCGCGAACACUUUCUCCGGGCACGGCUGUGGUACAUGCUGUACGUAUGCGACCACCACUUCAGUAUCGCCUACGGCCGUCCUCCGAUGAUCGCCGAGUCCACUCAGAUUCGCGAGCACGAGCUCUUCCUCGCGUCGCCUUUUGCAGACACCCUUGAUGCGCGAAUUCUGUCGCAGGUUUCUCUUAUGCAGAUCCUGACGCGGGUAUACGACCGGUUUGCGGAACGGCGUCUCCCUGAUCCGCGCGCGAUUCGAACAGCGACAACGAGCGUCUCGUACGACUCUUAUGCUUCGAUGCUCUCGGAGGAAGAUUUGAUGGAUGUCCGGAAUUUUAACCUCGAGAUUGAGCAGUGGCGGAUGCGGUGGUACGCGAGACAGCAGACAAGCGGGUUCAUUGGGACGUUCCCGCCCAAGGGCAUCAUCCUCUACAGCUACUUUGCGAAAUUGCAGCUCAAUAUCCUCGCCGUAAGGGGGGUGAGUUUGCACUCGGGCCGGCUGUCGACGGAGCGUAAGGAGCUCACGAACAUAGCCAUCUCAGCAGCAGCGAGCAUCUUGACAUUUGUACUGGAAGAGGAGGAUAUGCGACGAGCACUCGUUGGGACGCCACUGUAUGUGCACACCAUGAUUGCGUUUGCGUCAGUGUUCUUGAUGAAGGUCGCCACGAAGUGGAACCGCAUCAUGGGCUUCAACAUUGAGCACAGCUACGUGAACGUGUCGCGGCUGCUGGAGAACAUGGUUAUACUGCUGAAGAGCUCGGUCACGUCGGAUCGCCAUGUGCUUCACCAUAUUGCGGCAGGCCUGGAGAAGAUGCUGGCCAAGAUGACGGCGGAGGCUGCUGCUGAAGACUACGUGAAGCCGGCGCAUAGUUACAACCACGAGACCGUCGGGUAUAACAAAGCUGCCGUUGACGCAGCAUCUGUCCCUGGUACAGGGCUUGGUACUCCGCUUCAUGGCGGUCAUAUCCAUGGCCAAGGCUGGGAACGUCCAUCACCGAGUCAGGAGUUCUAUGGUGAUGGCUUGACGUUUAUAAACGAUAGUCUGUUGUAUGAAGCGUUUGGGACGGAGGCCGCUAACAACGACGUGUAUAAUCUUCUUACCAGCCAUUUCACAUGA
This is a messenger RNA of Aspergillus puulaauensis, 2229 nucleotides long. RefSeq lists its product as uncharacterized. The transcript is spliced from 3 exons. NCBI's taxonomy places the organism in Eukaryota, Fungi, Ascomycota, Eurotiomycetes, Eurotiales, Aspergillaceae. The coding region runs from base 1 to 2229 and encodes 742 amino acids. Gene Ontology annotation, cellular component: nucleus. Gene Ontology annotation, biological process: DNA-templated transcription; regulation of DNA-templated transcription. The record is from RefSeq and is a predicted model, not a curated record. Gene Ontology annotation, molecular function: transcription cis-regulatory region binding; zinc ion binding; DNA-binding transcription factor activity, RNA polymerase II-specific.